AUGAAGUUUUCAACAAGUGCAAUCCUUUUGGCCACCGCCGGUGCCGCUAUGGCAAUUAGUGAAGACGAUGUCGUUGAAUUAGAAAUUGUUAUGGAUGAUGUCAAAUCUAACCUGGUACGUUAUAUGAACCUUCUUACCGUUCCAGGUUUCAGUUUACCAGACAAUAUUAUGGAUGUUUACAUGGCCAUGAACAGUGAUCCAGAAGGUUACACCACUGCAUUUACUGAAUUAGACAUGACCCAAAUCAGUAAUAUGAUGACUUGGUUACCAUGGUACUCUACCGAAAUAGAACCAAAAAUUGAAUCUGCCCUUUCCAGUCUACAUCCAAAAGCUUCUUCUACUACCACAAUAACGUCUACUACCACCUCUACUUCCAGCACCCAAGCUGCUUCUGCUGCCCCAAGUUCAGCUAGCUCUGCUGUCGCAUCUACCACAACUGUUAAAUCUAGUGUUGCCGCCACCACAUCUACUGAAGCUUCAGCUGUUGCUUCUAGUGCUGAAACCUCCACUACCGCUACUUCCGACGCCCCAGUUGUUUCUAGUGCUGAAACAUCCAGUACCGCUACUUCCGACGCCCCAGUUGUUUCUAGUGCUGAAACCUCCACUACCGCCACUUCCGACUCCCCAGUUGUUUCUGGCACUACUUCUGCUCCAACUGUUUCCAACACUACUACUACUACUACCACUUCUGCUCCAAUUGCUGAACAAUCUACCGUUUUAGCUACUGCUACUAACCUUUUCACUAACACCACCACUAUGACUUCUUGUCCACCAACCUCUGUUGCUACCUCUACCAAGCAUUUCACUAACACCACUGUUAUCACUGAAUGUACAGAAUGUACUAAGAAGGGCCAAUCCACCAUUUUGGAAACUGCCACCAACUUAUACACUAACACUACCACUUUGACUUCUUGUCCACCAACCAGUUCCACUGAAAAGACUGCUACUUCAACUGCAGUUACUACCAAGAAGACCACUGUUACUAUCUGUGAUGAAGAAUGUAAGAAAUCCAAGGCUUCCACUUCCACUGCUGCUAAGCCAUCUACUGUUUCUCAAAUCACUAAGGCUCAAACCUCCACUCAAUCUACCGUCACUGUCCACCAACAAACUGAAAAUGGUGCUGUCAAGGCUGUUGUCGGUAUGGGUGCUGGUGUCUUAGCUGUUGCUGCUUUAUUGUUAUAA
Messenger RNA from Naumovozyma dairenensis CBS 421, 1182 nucleotides. RefSeq lists its product as uncharacterized. The transcript has a single exon. The record is from RefSeq and is a predicted model, not a curated record. NCBI's taxonomy places the organism in Eukaryota, Fungi, Ascomycota, Saccharomycetes, Saccharomycetales, Saccharomycetaceae. The coding region runs from base 1 to 1182 and encodes 393 amino acids.